Helianthus annuus (common sunflower) is the source of this 4818-nucleotide messenger RNA. RefSeq lists its product as uncharacterized. Lineage: Eukaryota; Viridiplantae; Streptophyta; Magnoliopsida; Asterales; Asteraceae. The transcript has 7 exons. Gene Ontology annotation, molecular function: DNA helicase activity. The record is from RefSeq and is a predicted model, not a curated record. The coding region runs from base 1 to 4818 and encodes 1605 amino acids. Gene Ontology annotation, biological process: DNA repair; telomere maintenance.
AUGGCAAGUAAGAGAAGAUUUAAAAAUACACCGUUGAUUGAUAAUACUUUAGUUGGGGAAUCAUCUAACAGAUUACUUGCUAAAGAAAGAAGAAAAAUGCGCAAGCUUUAUCUUGAUAGCAAACGAUCGAAUUCAAAGAAACAAAGUACUGGUCCAUUUAGUAGAGGAUGCUCAAAAGUCGUUAAUCGAUCUCAGGUCAUUGACAAAGAGAAUUAUAAUCCAAAUAUUCCUUCAUCAUCUAAUAAUUUUCACACAGUGCGGAACUUGAAAUAUAUAACCACAACAGCAUCAUCAAGUACCAUCAUGACCGGUGGUCUUAAUUUCAAUAACCAAUUUAACCCUUCUACAAGUUCUCGGUUUUCUAUUGUUUCAAACAUUGUUACACAAAACAGUAACUCCAUUGGUCAAUCUUCCUCAACGUUAACAAAGCUGAAUUCCGGUAAACAAAAGCUUUUACCUAAGAAACGCCGUAUUGAUCCUAUUCCAAUGUUAGAUCUUACUUCUGAUGAUGAGAAUGUACACUUUGCUCCCAUUCAAGACCCUUCUAAGGGUGUCUCGACAGAUUAUUUGGAUCACGGUAAUCAAAGCCUUAAAUGUGAGAUGUGUGAUUCAUUGUUAUGGACUGACGAAGGUGGUAAAGGGAGAAUUACAUUGGGUAAGUUAACCUAUAGCUUAUGUUGUGGUUAUGGAAAAGUGGAGCUUCCGGAUUUGAAAGAGCCUUCUUCAAUAUACAAGGAUCUAUUUGCAAAUUCUAAUGAAAACAGCAAGUAUUUUCUAAAGAAUAUCCGUCGAUAUAAUUCUAUGUUCGCAUUCACAUCCAUGGGUGGAAAAGUAGAUUCGAGCAUCAAUAGUGGUAGGGCACCUUAUGUAUUUCGUAUAAGUGGACAAAAUUUUCAUUCAUUAGGUGGUUUGGUACCUGCACCUGGAAAACAGCCAAAGUUCUCCCAGCUUUAUAUUUAUGACACUGAGAAUGAAGUUUCAAAUCGAAAUAAUGACUCCACAAAUAAGUCCGACUUGCAUUUAAAGCAGAUAGAUCUUCAUCUCAUAAAGUUUAUAAAAGACUUCCUGGAUAAUAAUAAUCAGUUGGUUAAAAGUUACAGAAUAGCAAGAAACCACUUCAAUGAUAAUCCUAAUGAGAACUUCAAACUUCGUAUCAUUUACAAAAGAGAUCUUGAUGGUCGUACUUACAACUUGCCUUCAUCUUCUGAAGUUGCUGCAUUGAUUGUUGGUGGUAUCCAAGAAAUAGUUGACCAUCGUGAUAUUGUUGUUGAGUCUCACACGGAAGGUCUUCAACGAAUAAGUGAACUUCAUCCAUCAUAUCUUGCACUUCAGUAUCCAAUUCUUUUUCCCAAUGGUGAUGAAGGAUAUAGAAUAGACAUUCCUCAUAGGGAUGGUAUAAGUACUUUAAAGAAAAUUAGUCCCAAGUGUACAAUGAGAGAAUUCUUUGCUUAUAGAAUCCAAGAUCGUUCAACUUCAUUUUCGCUAAUAUUAAAUGCUCGCAGAUUGUUCCAGCAAUUUUUGGUUGAUGCAUAUACCAUGAUCGAGAGUGAAAGACUUAAGUAUAUCCGUUUUCAACAGAAACAUCUUAGGUCUGAAUCAUACACAAAUCUUCAGAAAUUUAAGAAUGAAGGAAAAGAGGAUCUAUCUAAUACUGGGGUACGGUUAGUACUACCAUCAUCUUUUACUGGUGGUUCUCGGUAUAUGCAGCAAAAUUAUCUAGAUGUUAUGGCUAUAUGCAAAUGGUUUGGAUAUCCUGAUUUUUUCAUUACGGUGACAUGUAAUCCUAAGUGGCCAGAGAUUAUCCGAUACCUUCGAAAUACUUCUAUUAAGCAAGAGGACAGACCAGAUAUUAUGUGUCGUUUGUUUAAGAUGAAACUCGAUUCAAUUAUAAAGGAUUUGAAGGACAAGAAAGUGUUUGGAGCACUAAGUGCAGCGGUUUAUACUGUUGAAUUUCAAAAACGUGGAUUGCCACAUGCUCACAUUUGUAUAUUUUUGAAACCUGAAUCCAAGCUUCUCUCUGUUGAUCAUGUAGACAAAUUCAUAUCUGCUGAGAUACCAGAUAAGAUUCAAGAUCCCGCUCUUUAUGCUCUUGUAUCCGAAUUUAUGAUGCAUGGUCCAUGUGGAAAUGCAAAUCCCAAUUGUCCUUGUAUGGUUGAUAAUAGAUGUUCAAAAAAAUUUCCAAAAAAAUUCAUUAAUGAAACAAUUACCGAUGCUGAAGGUUUCCCUGUAUACAGAAGAAGAGAUAAUGGAAACACCAUUAUCAAGUCCAAAGUUCAAUUGGACAACAGAAGUGUCGUUCCAUAUAAUCCGCUUCUUUUGAAAAGAUACCAAGCUCACAUUAAUGUAGAAUGGUGCAAUCAAGCGGGUUCUAUCAAAUAUUUGUUUAAGUACAUUAAUAAAGGUCCAGACAAAGCAUCGCUUGUGGUGUCAAAUGGAGACGGUACAGAUAACGAACAAACAGCAAAGGAUGAGAUCAAAGCUUAUUAUGAUUGUAGGUACGUUUCCGCUUGUGAAGCUUCUUGGAGAAUAUUUGCAAAUGAAGUUCACUAUAGGUUUCCUCCAGUUAUGAGGCUUCCUUUUCAUAUGGAAGGUCAACAAAAUGUUGUGUUUGGUGCCGAAGACGAUAUUGAAGAAGUGUUGGACAAGCCAUCAGUCUCUUCAUCCAUUUUUUUAAAGUGGAUGGAGAUGAACAGAAAUAAUGAAGAAGCACGGAAACUUACGUAUGUUGAGUUUCCUACAAAAUUCUGUUGGAAACUAAAAGAUAGAAAUUGGGCAGAACGUAAAAGAAAAUUAUUACAGAUUGGACGCAUUCAUUCUGUUUCCCCUGCUUUGGGUGAACCAUAUUUUCUUAGAAUUCUUUUAAACAAAGUCAAAGGACCAAGAUCCUUUGAAGAAAUUAGAACUGUUGAUGGCCAGUUGUUUCCAACCUUCAGGGAUGCAUGUUAUGCUAUGGGUUUGUUAGACGAUGACAUGGAAUACAUUGAAGCUAUUAAAGAAGCGAGUUUUACGGGAGAUGGUCGUUAUAUUCGGGCAUUGUUUGUUACUUUGCUGUUGUCAAACACGUUAUCAAGACCUGAAUUUGUUUUCGAACAAACAUGGAAAUACUUAGCGGAUGACAUUUUAUACAAUAGGAGAAAAGAAACAAAGAACAAAGAUCUUGUAAUGUCAGAUGAGAGAUUGAAGAACAAGACAUUGGUGGAGACUGAGAAGUACCUCAUUCGAAAUGGGUCCUCUUUGACACGAUGGACAACAAUUCCUUAUUCUGAUUACGAUUCGUUUGCUGUUGGAAACAAUCGUUUGGUUGACGAAGAACUGUCUUUUAAUGUUCCUCAGGUACAGAGCGAGUUAGAUAGUCUAAAAUCUUCAUUGACUGACGAACAACUAUAUGUUUAUAAUCAGAUAAUGACAGCCGUUGAAGGCGACAAAGGAGGUGUAUUUUUUGUUUACGGAUAUGGAGGAACGGGGAAGACGUUUUUGUGGAAGACGUUAGCCUUAACCGUAAGGUCUAGAGAGCAGAUUGUUCUAAAUGUGGCUUCAAGUGGUAUUGCUUCACUUCUAAUGUCAAGAGGUAGAACGGCUCAUUCUAGAUUUCACAUCCCCAUAAAUUUAGAUGAGAGUUCUAUGUGUCACAUAAGGCCCGAUGGUGAUGUAGCUUAUCUUCUUAAACAAACUAGGUUGAUUAUAUGGGACGAAGCACCCAUGGUACAUAGACAUGCGUUUGAAGCUUUAGAUAGAACAUUAAAAGAUAUUUUUGUCGAUAAAAGCAAUCGUCAGUCGGAUGUUUUGUUUGGAGGUAAAGUUAUCGUGUUUGGUGGUGAUUUUAGACAAAUUCUUCCUGUUAUUCCAAACGGAAGUAGGCAAGAAAUUGUUAACGCUUCGUUGAGUUCAUCCUAUAUAUGGCCCCAUUGCAAGUUACUUACUUUGACCAAAAACAUGAGAUUGACUGUUGGUGUUUUACCAUCUACAGUCGAGGAGACUAACAGAUUUGCCGAAUGGCUUCUUGAUAUUGGCGAGGGUAAAGUUGGAGGGGACAAUGAUGGUGUAGCAACUGUAGAAAUACCAUCUGAUUUGUUAAUCACAGAUUCUUUGGAUCCCAUCGAAAGUUUGAUUCAAUUUGUAUAUCCAUCUGUUCUUGAAAGAUAUAAGGAUCGAGAUUAUUUUUCUGAAAGGGCGAUUCUGACACCAAAAAACGAGGUGGUACAUGAAAUAAAUGAUCGACUACUAGAAUUGUUUCCUGGUGAACCAACAGAGUACCUGAGUUCUGAUAGUAUAUGUGCGACGGAGAAAGGUAUCGAUUCAUUCCAACAAGAGUUGUAUUCACCUGAUGUCCUUAAUGGUUUAAAGAUAUCUGGUUUACCUAAUCAUCGUUUGGUUUUAAAACCUGGAGUUCCAAUUAUGCUUCUUAGGAACAUUGAUCAGCAAAAUGGUUUGUGUAAUGGUACAAGGUUACAGGUUACAUUUCUUGGAAAGAGGGUUAUAGAAGCUGAAAUUAUAUCAGGUGCUAAUGUCGGAACCAGAACAUUCAUACCAAGAAUUAGCAUGAUUCCCUCCGACAAAAAAAUUCCUUUUGCUUUUCAAAGACGACAGUUUCCUGUUGCUGUGUGUUUUGCUAUGACGAUCAACAAGAGUCAAGGCCAAUCUUUAUCUAAGGUUGGAUUGUUUUUAAAAGAGCCCGUUUUUACACAUGGCCAGCUAUAUGUAGCAUUAUCAAGAGUUAAAUCAAGGGAAGGUGUGAAGAUGUUAAUUAUUGAUAAGGAUGGCAAACCUACCAAUACAACAACUAAUGUGGUUUACAAAGAAGUGUUCACACACUUAUGA